This is a messenger RNA of Bolinopsis microptera, 1174 nucleotides long. Its product is annotated as ubiquitin carboxyl-terminal hydrolase isozyme L5-like. Gene Ontology annotation, molecular function: cysteine-type deubiquitinase activity. Gene Ontology annotation, biological process: ubiquitin-dependent protein catabolic process; protein deubiquitination. Gene Ontology annotation, cellular component: cytoplasm. The transcript has 8 exons. Bases 31 to 963 code for a protein of 310 amino acids. NCBI's taxonomy places the organism in Eukaryota, Metazoa, Ctenophora, Tentaculata, Lobata, Bolinopsidae. The record is from RefSeq and is a predicted model, not a curated record.
GUUAGUAUGUGAUAAGGGUAAGAAGGAAACAUGGCAGUGAACGGACAGUGGUGUCUGAUUGAGUCUGACCCGGGAGUUUUCAGUGAGCUUAUCAAGGAUUUCGGUUGCAAUGGUCUGCAAGUUGAGGAGCUGUGGUCACUGGAUGAGUGUGCUUUCACGGAUCUCAAGCCAAUAUACGGAUUGAUAUUCCUGUUCAAAUGGAAAGGAGAAGCUGAGGAGCAAGGAAAAGUUUUGUUCGGAGACACUGAGGUGUUCUUCGCCAAACAGGUGAUCAACAAUGCGUGUGCUACCCAAGCAAUUAUCAGCGUCCUACUGAACAUCCAGAACCCUGAAAUUAAUAUAGGUGAUACGUUGACUCAGUUUAAAGAUUUCACCUCUGCAUUUGAUCCUGCCCUGAAAGGAAUGUCUCUAACUAACGCAGAUAGGUUGAGAGAGGUUCACAACAGUUUCGCAAGACAGAACAUGUUUGAGUUCGAUAGCAAGAUUCCUGAAAAGGACGACGAUGUUUACCAUUUUGUAGCCUUCGUACCAUUUAAAGGCCGAGUUUACGAGUUGGACGGUUUAAAACCUGGUCCAAUAGACCACGGCUCCUACACCGACGACUGGAUAACUGUAGUCAGACCAAUCCUUCAGAACAGGAUUGCGAAACACGCCGCCACUGAGAUAACCUUUAACCUAAUGGCCGUGGUGGGAGAUAAGUUGUUGGACUUACAGAAACAGUUGGAGAGCUUGUCUGGGAGCGAGGGAGCUGCUAUGGAUAUUAAGGAGAGGAUAAGAGCUGAAGAGGAGAAACGUGCUAAUUAUAAGAUCGAGAACAUUCGGCGGAAACACAACUAUUUACCGCUGAUAAUGGAAAUGCUCAAGAUUCUGUCAGAGAAAGGAAUGCUACUACCCCUCACCCUGAAGGCUAAAGAGAAGAUUGCCGCCAAAGAAACUCCCAAGAAAGAAAGUUCUAUGUCAUAAUUAAAUGAACUUCUAUUGACCGCAGACUGUUUAACAUCGGACUUUGCAUCUACUUUUUGUAUUAGUUUUUGCUGUAUAAUUCGAUAUUUUGCCCUAAUAGAGCUCCCAUCUUUUUGGUUGUAUCGCAGAAUUUAUUGUAAGUUUUUUUUGAGUUAUAUGUACUUGUAUUGUCUUGUAAUUUUAUUUGAAAUUGAUAUCAAACAUGAACAAA